This is a messenger RNA of Mus caroli (Ryukyu mouse), 3228 nucleotides long. The record is from RefSeq and is a predicted model, not a curated record. Lineage: Eukaryota; Metazoa; Chordata; Mammalia; Rodentia; Muridae.
CAGAUAACCUGCAACAUGGAAACUUCACAGCAGCCCUAGAGGAUAUGAAAAAGUUGAAAAAGCCUUCUCGCAACUGGAAAAAUAUUUUAAUUCCUUCUGACUUGGAAAUCAACUCAUCCAAGCUUCGUAUGGAUCACUACAGCAGUGACGAGGAUGCAGAUGCUGACUUUGACACCCAGGUCAUCAUCCAGCAGAGUCUGCUGGAUGUUUACAAGCCAGGGGUAGCUCGGUGCACACCAGAAGCGGAGAGAUUCCAUUCCUUUCCAAGUGAUGAUUAUAAGACGAUAGUUGAAGCCAUCGAGACAGGUAAGGAAGAUGCAUUGGCACGCGUUGCCAAGUACCAUCCAGCCUUUGAUGAAGCCAAUGGGAAUGGCUGGCUUCCUCUGCAUAAGGCAGCAGUGCAGUUAAACAAGAACAUCUUAGAAAUAACCCUGAAUGCUUCCGAACCCAGUGCGUGGGAACGAACCACCCACAACGGUGAGACAGCACUUUUUUUGGCUGUCAGCAGUAGCCUCCUGGAAAACGCCCACUUUCUCCUUCUCAAAGGCUGUAAUCCAAACGCUAAGACCUCUGAAGGCAGUUCUCCUCUUCUUACAGCUGUUCUGAAAGACGCCUACGACAUGGCCGCCUUGCUGAUCAGCCACGGAGCAGAUGUCAAUCUCCGAUGUGCCAAUGAGAGGACAGCUCUCCAUGAAGCUGCCAAGCUAGGCAGACUGGACAUGGUAAAACUGAUGCUGGCUUCCAGAGCAUACCCAGAUGCACGGAGCUCCUACGGAUUCACGCCCCUUGCCCUCGCUGCUCAAGGUGGACACACUGAGAUCAUGCAGCUAUUACUGCAGAAAGGAGCUGACGUCCACAGUCAGGCCUCUGACUCGUCCUCUGUUUUACUUGAAGCUGUUAGAGGAGGGAACCCGGAAUCUGUGAGUCUGUUGCUAGAGUACGGAGCUGAUGCCAACAUUCCUAAGAGUUCAGGCCACCUGCCCAUUCACGUGGCAGCUGACAAAGGCCAUUUCCUAGCUCUAAAGGCAUUGGUCCCAGUCACAGACAUCGUAGCCGUCAAGAAGAGCGGGAUCAGUCCGGUUCACUGCGCAGCAGCUGGGGCGCACCCCCAAUGCCUGGAACUUCUCAUUCAGGCUGGAUUUGAUGUGAAUUUCAUGCUGGAUCAGAGAAUCCGUAAACAUUAUGAUGAUCAACGGAAGUCAGCCUUGUAUUUUGCUGUUUCAAACGGUGACCUCUCUUCAGUUAAGCUUCUUCUGAGUGCUGGAGCUCUACCCAAUCAAGACCCAGUCAACUGCCUACAGAUAGCUCUUAGGAUGGGCAACUAUGAGCUCAUAAGUCUAUUACUGAGGCACGGAGCCAACGUCAACUACUUCUGCCGCGUUAACCCGUUGCAUUUCCCAUCAGCGCUACAAUACACAUUGAAAGAUGAAGUCAUGCUCAGGAUGCUGUUGAAUUAUGGCUAUGACACUGAGCGAUGUUUUGACUGUCCUCAUGGAGAAAGGGUUCAUCGGCUUUGUACUUUUGAAGGCUGGACAUCUACAGUUAUUAAAGAUACUAUGUUUUGUGAAGUCAUAACUUUGUCAUGGCUACAGCAUCUCUCUGGGAAAGUUGUUCGGGUGAUGCUUGAUUAUGUUGAUCAAGUUCAAAUCUGUUCAAAAUUGAAAGCUGUGCUGGAAAAACAAAGGCUCUGGCCAGAAAUACAUUUGAUCUUGACCAACCCCCGUUCUCUACAACAUUUGUGCCGCCUUAAGAUCCGGAAGUGUAUGGGACGGUUACGUUUGCGCUGCCCUGUCUUCAUGUCGUUUCUUCCGCUGCCCAAUCUCUUAAAAGCUUACGUCCUUUACAAAGAAUACGACCUUUUUGGACAAGAGCGCUCUACAGGAACAUGGUAACUAAGCUCGUCUAGCGGGAAAGGAAUCAUCUGCAGCACUUUCUAACAACUUGCUUGUUGUAAAGGAUUUUUUUUUCUUUUCUUUACUCAGUAACUCUCAGUGCAGACUACAUUGUUUAAAAAGCCUGUUCUGUGUGGGAUACCUCCCUAUGACCUGUUGUUCAGAAGUUUCAGGAAACUUUCAGAUAAUACAUUAUUUGAAUUAUUAUUGAAUACAAAUAAUCAUUGUUCUUGACUACACACCAUAACUCAGUGAGACACUACUGCUGAAAACAUCACACACUUUGGUCACAGGACACAGAGAUAGCAAGAAAUAUCUCCUAGCUGGCUAGUUUUUCUAGCAGUGCAAGUUGUUGGGCAGACAUCUGGUUGUGGGAUGGGACUCAUCACUGCCUUACCCAGCUGGGUACUCUGCAUGCUACACAGCAUCUCACUGCCAGGCAGACUGUGAUGGGCUAAUCACCUAUACCCUGACUGGAUUUGGACUCACUCUACAGGAAGGAAUUCAUGUCUGGUACAACGGUCCCCACCUGUUUGUGGGUGGGAGCAUUGCUGUUGUUUUCAAAGCCAUAAGCCUUAGGAGGGAGCUUCCUGGGAUUUUGCUAACUGAACAUGUCAAACUGCCUUUUAAAUGUUAUAAAUGAGUUAUCUCCGCCUUGGCCAGAGAUGUUUCUUUUUUCAGUGGUGUCAAUUAAGGCAGACUCCUAACUGGGAACUAUGGGAAUAAAUGCAUGGUGAGUGCUCAGCCUUAGGCAGAACAUUCAGUCUCCCCCUGAGGCUGAGCACAGGGCAGGAGGAGCAGAAAAACUGUUAAGAGCCAGAGGAUGAGGAAGGGGCUAUGAAACUGUACACAGCAUGGUCAUCAGGACCUCAUGAACUACACACACUGUGGGGAGCUGCACAAGACCGGGCCCACGAACAUCCCAUCACAGUGCCCGAGGGAGACUGCUUGCCACAUUAGCCUGAUGACCAGGAUUUGAACCCCACUAGCUAGCAAGAGAAAACCAACUCCAACAAGUGUCCUCUGAUCUCCACAUGCAUACCAUGGCUGGCAGGCACGCAGGCACGCACGCCCUUUGUCUAAAUGAAUAAAAAAAAAUUUCCAUCAUGGAUCAUAGUGAGAUCAUGAAGCCUCACUAUUCCCAGAAGAGGAGCUACUGGUAAUUGGCAGCUGCUAAGCAAGGAGAGUCACUUUCUUUAGUGGAGUAACCUGGAAGCUGUUCAUACUCCAGUAAGUUAUUUACUUGUAUGGGACAGUUACAUCGGUGUUGCCCUGUCUGUAUAAUCAUGCAAGCAACCCUAAUUACCCAGUGAAUUGGAGGGAGUGGAGGGGAGGG